This is a messenger RNA of Salvia hispanica, 1948 nucleotides long. Its product is annotated as Major facilitator superfamily protein. Gene Ontology annotation, biological process: molybdate ion transport. The record is from RefSeq and is a predicted model, not a curated record. Gene Ontology annotation, molecular function: molybdate ion transmembrane transporter activity. Lineage: Eukaryota; Viridiplantae; Streptophyta; Magnoliopsida; Lamiales; Lamiaceae. Gene Ontology annotation, cellular component: membrane.
AACCAUUUUACUAAGUCUCGUGCUCAGUUUAUGCUCUGUCAAUUUGAUUUGGACGCAGAAUUUAGUUCAAUCCGGCCACAACUCUUUCCCGGCUGAUAAUACUCUCUUCUGAUUUCACCACGAUUUUCGACUGGAUUUACCGUUUAUUGUGAGCUCACCAAUCAACAUUCAUGCGACAAUCCGUGUAAAAAAAUGGGGGUUGUGAUUGAAUCUGAUAUAUGGGAACCAAACAAAUCAAUUUAUAUACUCUUAUUCAUCUUCUCUGUGGUUUCAAUCUUCUGCUUGCCCGCCAAAUCGAGUGCAAAUGUGCUCGAUCACGCGUCUUCCGCUUCUCUUCUCCGCUUCCAGCGCAAAUUUCUCCUCCUCUUCGCUAUUUCCUCAGUGAUGGAGGGUUUAUGGGCUGCGUUUGGAGAAUACGAGUUGGCGUUUUAUGGAUUCAGUAAAGAUCAAUUGCUGAAUGUUAUUUCCGUUGGAUUUGCGGUCUCUCUGUUUAUCGGGAGUUUCAUCGGAGUGCUAUCUGAUUUAUUAGGUUACAAGAAGCUGUGCUUGUUGUUUUUCUUGCUACACCUUUUGGUGAGUUUAUGGAAGCUAGUCUUUGGAACUUCUACUUUUUGGUUAACAAGCAUCUUUCUUUCACUGGCAUCAUCGAUAUUUUCCUUCGGGUUCGAGGCAUGGAUGGUUGUUGAGCAGGACAAGCUUGGGCAGAGGCAAGAGGUACUGAAUGACAUGUUUUGGCUGAUGACUUUCUUGGAGUCUGCAUCUUUUAUCGGAAGCCAGGCACUUGCAAAUUAUCUUAUUGAUGAUAAUGUGAUCAGAAAUAUUAAAUCUUUGUGGAUUGGAGCUGCAGUUUUGGCUGUUCUUGCUGUUGGUCUUGUCACUCGAGGCUGGCAAGAAGCUCCUCAAACAACGAUUUUGAAGGAUUAUCGUGUUUCGUUUCACAAACAUGUUAUUUGUGGUAUAUCAAAAUAUAAAAGGAUAUGGCUCUUGUCGUGGGCACAGUCUAGCGUGUAUUUUUCUGUUGCAGCAUUUUGGAUUCUUUGGGCCCCAUCUAUAGUGGCUGAUGGAAGGGAGGUGUCUUUGGGAUUGAUAUAUCCUUGUUUGCUUGGUUCGAAGAUGCUUGGUAGCACUGGAUUCCCAUGGUUCUUCCACAUGCCAUUAGUGCUUCGGACAGAGGAAUACCUAAUGUAUGCAUUCACCAUAAUGGGCAUUGCUUUGUCUAUUGUGGCCUAUGAUUAUCAGGAAAUAGGACUUCUGGUAACAUUAUUCUGCUUAUUUCAAACUUGCCUGGGCAUGGUUUUGCCAUUUCUUGCCAGACUGAGAACAACGUAUCUGCCAAAUGAAAUUCGUGGUGGAAUGAUGAGCUUAUCUCUCAUGCCUGCAAAUGCAGCAAUCUUGUUUCUUCUGGUCCUGAGAGGUCAUCACUACAUUGCAAAUUCAACUAUUACCUCUGUUGCUGCCCUUGGACUAUUCUCGGCUGCUGGCUGCAUGUAUUCGUUAAGAAAAUGGGGAAAACAACUCCAGCCGAGUAGACGCAACUUGUGAUCCAAACCCAUUCCUCGAAAGUUCAUUCAACCAUCAAUCCUCUGAAGUUGAAGGCUUGCAUCUUCUUGUACGAUCAAAUAUCUGACUGGCGAGAGAUGGGUGGUGCUAUAUGUCGAUAACUGCAUGAAGCAUGUUUUUGCCAGCCAGCCAAUGUAGAGUGACGGAAGAGGGGGAUGAAUGCUGCAAACGAUCUUUAAUGGCUUACGGGUUUGGUAGUUUCAAGAAGAGGUAGUGUUAGAUGCAGUCAUCAGUUGCAUACAUGGUAGCCCAUUGCGUUGAUGCUCCGGACUGCGACUUGCUGAGCCGGGGCCGUCCUGAACAUUACCACCUGUAGUCAUUUGUGCAAAAUAUGUGAGCAGACAGCUAUCGGUAGUUUAACAAAAAGAUCAAAUUUUGUGUGUGUUUA